AAUACUCUUUGGAUCCGACAUUUCGAUUAAAUUUGACGUUCGUUGGUCGGUGAAAAAAUUGCCUAAAUAUCUGCCUUUUACUGUGAAUUUCUUAACGUUUUGUUUAUUGAAUAGAAGCACAAACGUUAAAAAUGUCAGUACGUCUAGGCGGCGCACUAAAAGAGCUCCGGAUUCAUCUGUGUCAAACCAAUAAGCAAUCUGCGGGCGUGAGGGAUUUUAUUCAGCAUAACUAUGUAUCUAUCAAGAAAGAGAAUCCUGGCUUUCCUAUAUUGAUUCGUGAGUGCAGCGGAGUUGAACCUAAGAUCUGGGCCCGAUAUGCAAGAGCAUGUGAAACAGUAACUCCAUUAAGCAAUUUAUCUGCCUCUCAAGUUAUGGAAAUAUUUAGAAAACUGGCUGGAUAAAGGAGUGGAGCGCAGUACAAUUCUCACAAAUUUAUCAGCUGGGGAUGUUUUGGCCGCCAUUAAAAAGCUGGUAAAAUAAAACCAAACAAAUGUAAUUAAAAAUAGGUUUAGAAAAAUACAUAUGUUGGGAAAUUAAAAACUGAUUUUUACUUAA
Cydia strobilella is the source of this 555-nucleotide messenger RNA. RefSeq names its product NADH dehydrogenase [ubiquinone] 1 alpha subcomplex subunit 2 (gene ND-B8). The transcript has 4 exons. The coding region runs from base 132 to 401 and encodes 89 amino acids. The record is from RefSeq and is a predicted model, not a curated record. NCBI's taxonomy places the organism in Eukaryota, Metazoa, Arthropoda, Insecta, Lepidoptera, Tortricidae.